CACACACACAAACGAAAGUAGGUUUUUCGUGUCCAAGGCAGACACCCGGAAUGCACGUUUAUUGUAAGAGGACUGUUCAUUUGUGCAUACUACUGGAUACACGCUACAACACCACUUGCAGAUAUUUCAUUCGACAGGGUGAAGAUGACUCUCAGUAAUCUGACAAUCGCGGAGGAGGUGCAGCUGUUCCAGAGAGAGACUCACUGUAAUCUGACCAUCGGGGAGGAGGUGCGGGUGUUCCAGAUGGUGACGGCCAUCCCCACGUUCGUCCUCGGUGUUCUGGUCAACUCUGCGGUACUGGUGCUCUUCUGUCGGCAGUGGCGGAACUGCAGCGACAUGAUGGUGUACCUGACCAACCUGGCACUGGCCGACAGCUGCGUCCUGGUGUCGCUGCCCUUCAGGAUGUACUCGUACCAGAACCCCUGGCCCUUCUCCAUCAGCUCCUGCCUGGUCUUCGUCUCCACCUACUUCGUCAACAUGUACGUCAGCAUCUUCACCACCGUGGCCAUUAGUGUCGUCCGCUACGUGGCUGUUAAGUACCCCUUCAGGGCGCGUGCUGUUAUGUCCCCGUGGAUAGCACUGGUGGUGUGUGUGAGCAUCUGGGUCUAUAAUGCCUCUGUGAGUGCGGCUUUCCACUCGGUAGAUAAGCCGAAAGGGAACUCGUCAGAAAACUUGUCUGGUUUCAAAUGCUUUCAGAAGAACUCUGACCAACCGCUGCCCCUCUCCUUCAUCGUGUUGCUGGUCGGGGUGGGUUACGCGCUGCCGUUCAUCAUCAUCACGUUCUGCUCAGGGGCGGUGAUCCACACCCUCUCCAGGAAAACGGACAUAGACAGUGAUGGCACACAGAAGAGCAAGUCGGUGAACAUCAUCACUGCCAACCUCGCCAUCUUCAUCGUCUGCUUCUCGCCACUCCACUUCGGCUACCUGUUCAAAUUCCUGUGCGAGACCUACUCAGAUGACUGUGCCCUGCUGCAGUUUGCCCACUCGUUCGUCCACGUGGCCAGCAGCUUGGCGUCCACCAACUGCUUCCUGGACGCCUUCAGCUACUACUUCCUGGCGCGUGGCAGCUGGGGGACUCUGAAGGACGCGUUCUGUGGCACCCAGCACAAGGAGAGGGUCAACAAUGUGACCUGACACAGUCAACCCUCUUCUACAUGAGGGUUCCCGCGGGUCAUGGAAUUUCUGGAAUAUCAUGGAAUUUUCUAGUCCAUGACAUGGAAGGCCAGGGAAUUUUAUCAUUUUGGGGGCAGUACUGUUGUUUGUUUAAAAUUUUAAAUUCACUUGUGUGUAUUUAGUUAUUAUCUUUACUUAAGGUGACCAGAUGUCCAAGAUCAAAACCGGGACAUAAUCCCAAACAAUUGGAAAAAAAAUGGGAACAUUCAGUUUGGCUAGGCCUAUCAAUCUGAUUGAAAAGUUUUACCUUAAAAAAAAAAAACGGGGACAUAGUUAGUUUUUCUGUAUUUUCUCGGGGACAACUUAUUCCUGCUCUGAAAAUGAAAAAGACUCUUGAACACUGCAUGACUACACUGAAUCGUUGGUUAGGCUAUAUUGUACCACACUAUUGUAAAUCAUGGAAUUUCAGGUUUUUUGUCUGGGAAAAUCAGGGAAAAGUUAUGGAAUUUUAGAUGAUUUUAGAUCAGAUUAAUUUUGUUUACAGCAGGGCUGUACACUUAGCUUUUUCACUAGGAGCAUAGGUGCUCCUAAAUGAAAAAAUUUAGGAGCACAGAAAAAAAUUUAGGAGCACUAUGAAAUUUCAUUGAAAACCUUAUUGCCUUAAAGGUAUACUAUGCAACGUUUUUCAGUUAAUCAAUUCGUUCCAUACUGUUAUAUAUGAUUAAAUGGGUCAUUACCGGUCGAACUGUGUUUUUUUUGGCCGCUCUAGUGGUCU
Messenger RNA from Sardina pilchardus (European sardine), 1888 nucleotides. RefSeq names its product G-protein coupled receptor 35-like. Gene Ontology annotation, molecular function: G protein-coupled receptor activity. The transcript is spliced from 2 exons. Gene Ontology annotation, biological process: phospholipase C-activating G protein-coupled receptor signaling pathway; positive regulation of Rho protein signal transduction. NCBI's taxonomy places the organism in Eukaryota, Metazoa, Chordata, Actinopteri, Clupeiformes, Clupeidae. The coding region runs from base 145 to 1134 and encodes 329 amino acids. Gene Ontology annotation, cellular component: plasma membrane. The record is from RefSeq and is a predicted model, not a curated record.